UCGCCGGCGCCAGGGCCCAGACCCCCGGGAGUUGGGGGGCCCCGGCGCGGCGGCUGCGGUGUCCCCGGGCCUCCCGCGAGUCUCCGCGCUCCUCCCUCGCGGCGGGAGAGGCGCGAGCAGAGCGCAGCGCGCACGGCCGAGCGGCGCCCUCCGUCCGGGCCGAGUCCGGGACCAUGGCGGCGCCGGGACGCGGCCCCCGAACCCCGCUCUGGGCGGCCGCGCUGCUCCUGCUGGGCUUCCCGCGCCUCGCCGUGCGCGCCGAGGGAAAGCUCUUUGUGCUGGAGUCUCCGAACGGCUCUCUGGGCCUGCAGCUGGAAGCAGCUCGGCUUUCCUGCAAGGGCCGGGGCGCCCACCUGGUGUCUGCGGAUGAGCUGCGAAGAGUAGUCCAAGACUGUGCCUUCUCCGUGUGCACCACAGGCUGGCUGGCAGAUGGCACCCUCGGGACAACUGUAUGUAGCAAGGGGAAUGGUGAACAGCAGACCAUGAGAGCUGUUGAUGUCAGAAUUGACAACAAUCCAGUUCCUGGAGGCACAUACAAUGCCCUUUGCAUUAAGGAUGAAGAGAAGCCAUGCGGAGACCCGCCCUCCUUCCCACACACCAUCCUGCAGGGACGAACGGGCCUGGAGAUGGGGGACGAGCUGCUGUACGUGUGCGCACCGGGCCACGUCACAGGCCGCCGAGAGACCGCCUUCACCUUGCUGUGCAACAGCUGUGGCGAGUGGUACGGCCUGGCGCAGGCCUGCGGGAAAGAUGAGGCUGAGGCACACAUUGACUAUGAAGAAAAUUUCCCUGAUGAUAGAUCCGUGUCGUUCAGAGAACUCAUGGAGGAUUCCCGGACAGAGGAGGAAGAGGACAGGAGUCAGGCAGAGGCAUCUGAGGAGGCCUCCAAACGAGACCACCUGGUCUCCACCGCUGCAGGGAGAGAAAACAGGGCCCGGGAUUCGACCUUUGUACCCACAAUGGGCUGGCCCAGAGCUGGGAGCAAUGUCCCCACAGCCCUGCCAGGGCCCCAACCAAACCAGAAGUACUUGUUCUGGUUUCCUGCCGAGACCUUCCACAAGCCCGAGUUGGAAAAGGGGGUGAAUGAUGACACCAAAAAGCUCUUGCCUGCUGGAGACAACCACAGUGGCCUCACACUGGCCACCAGUGAGCUGGAGGCCGAGGUGGCCUCAAACAGCUCUGUCACUCUCUCAGGGACAUUUGCGGGGAGGAAUGACAGCAGGGCUGGGGACUCGAUGGUGAGCAGCAGUGACGAGUCCUGGUUAGAUGGCUACCCUGUGACGGACAGUGCGUGGAGGAAGACAGGAGCUGAGGAAGAGGAGGAAGAAGACGGGGACAAGGGGGAUGGGUCAGUAGGGCUGGAGGAAAGUGUCCUCGUUACUCUCACCCAGCCCAUUCUCGUGGGAGUCAAGAAGCCCCAGAGUUCCACCCUCACGCCAGGUGUGGACACGACCCGUCAUUCACUUCUUCCAUCCCAAAUAUUCGACUUAGAAGCUUUGGCCCUCACUCCUGUAAACAUGUCUGACACCACAGGCCCUGGCAGGGGGGACGGUGACUUGAAGCAGUCAACUCUCCCUUGGAGCUUGACCACCGAGAAGUCUUCCGCACCCACCCUUGCCUCUGAACUCACCGCCUCCGCCCUGGACACAGGCACCGUCGUCCAGCAGAUGCCUCGCCACGUUCCCUCCACCCUCGUGGUGGCCACCCAGAUGCCCGUGGAGAGCACAUCCCCGGAGGCCCAGGACAGCUUCCCCUACCUGCUCUCCGAGGACUUCCUGGAACAGGAAGGCCCAGGCCCACAGGCAGGUGAGGAGCUUCUCCCGACCCUGAAGCCCUGCUUUGGGGAGGAGUGUCCCAACCUCAGCCGAGGCCCCGUCAUCGCCACCGUUGUCACCGUCCUGUGUCUGCUGCUGCUCCUGGCAGGGGUGGGGGCCGUGUGGGGCUACCGCAGAUGCCAGCACAAGAGCUCGGUGUACAAGCUGAACGUGGGCCAGCGGCAGGCUCGGCACUACCACCAGCAGAUCGAGAUGGAGAAGGUCUAAGCUGCCCCCUGAGGGAGCAAGGCCACAGCCUCUGGGGAGGAAGAGGUGGCGCGUAGUUCCCACAGAUAAACACUCAGCAUCCACACCACCAGCAGG
Molecule: messenger RNA, 2138 nt
Organism: Sorex fumeus (smoky shrew)
Lineage: Eukaryota; Metazoa; Chordata; Mammalia; Eulipotyphla; Soricidae
Gene: SUSD5
Product: sushi domain containing 5
Exons: 5
Coding region: 174-2042 (622 amino acids)
Biological process (GO): cell adhesion; Notch signaling pathway
Molecular function (GO): hyaluronic acid binding
Source: RefSeq, a predicted model, not a curated record